Fundulus heteroclitus (mummichog) is the source of this 2358-nucleotide messenger RNA. It is a transcript of the gene spg21, whose product is annotated as SPG21 abhydrolase domain containing, maspardin. Gene Ontology annotation, molecular function: CD4 receptor binding. Gene Ontology annotation, cellular component: cytosol; trans-Golgi network transport vesicle. The record is from RefSeq and is a predicted model, not a curated record. Lineage: Eukaryota; Metazoa; Chordata; Actinopteri; Cyprinodontiformes; Fundulidae. The transcript is spliced from 8 exons. The coding region runs from base 1028 to 1963 and encodes 311 amino acids.
AAAGGAAAACAUUAUUCUAACCGAACCAGGGCAGCAGAGGGCGGUAUAACCCCAUGAAAUGCAACACUCUACUCCACAGGUCAAACAACAAAACCCAAAAAUCACAAAAUACAGUUUGAAAUACUUUCCCUUUUAUUUAACAGGCGUACAGACAGAGCUUUAAUUACUCGAAAUAAAGCUGGACAGAGUAAUGCAAAUUAAUAACACGCCAUCACAGAAAAAAGUGUGUUGCAUUCGUUGACAACAGGAAAACUCAGUUCUUAAAAUGAAAAAAGAAAGAAAGAAAUCAGGAAAGUAUUUUUUUUUGUCGAAAUUGGUUUUUAAAUUGAACCCAUUUGUUUUGCAGCUUUUCAAGGUGGUGUUCGCUGUGAAUCGGCGUUUAAACAAAGCAGCAGAAUUUCUAACACCACGAUUAGUUGAUUUAAGAAACAAAUAAAUAACCAUUGUUUAUUGUUUUUGUUUGUCUGUUUUUGUGAUGUAUAUGUCCAUGAAGGGUUCUAUUUGAAAUGAUAUGUUACUUGCUUUUAAUAGUUAACAAAAAUACUAAACGUGUGUUAUAUUUUCUCUUGCAUAUUUACCCGUUUGUCAUCUUUUAACUGAACUGUAAAACAGCUGAUAACGUUCUGCAUUAAAGCAGCAAAACAGCGAAGAGAAUAUUCCCCUUUUGUCAAUAAAUGUAAGCCUUUGCCAUUUGGUCCAUCGCCUAACACUGUGCUUUCCGACUUCCUGCUGUCUCCAAACGCAUUCGUUUGCGUGAGUCGCCGUCGACGCUUUGCGGAAGUGUGUGAAAAAGAGUCAUGAGACCAGGCAGGAGCUAGAGAAAAUGCUACCGUGACAUGGAUGAAGACUCCCGGACACCGUGAUUCGCUCCACUCGCAGCAGCAGCGGCCUGACGUGGGGACUCUGAGCCGGAGUAAGCAGCUAGCACGGCGGGGUUCGUUCGGCUGACCGUCCGGAGGAGAGGGAGCGCUUUCCGAGCUGAUUCGGGGCCGUCUGUAUGUGACGGCUCAGCCCAGUCUGCCCUCAGAUGGAGGAGAUCAAAGUGUCUCCUGACUACAACUGGUUCAGAAGCACGGUGCCCCUGAAGAGAAUUAUUGUUGACGAUGAUGACAGCAAGGUGUGGUCUCUGUAUGAUGCUGGCCCAAAGAGUAUCAGGUGUCCAAUCAUCUUCCUUCCCCCAGUCAGUGGGACUGCAGAGGUGUUCUUCCAGCAGGUGCUGGCCCUGACUGGCUGGGGUUACAGGGUCAUCUCGCUGCAGUAUCCCGUUUACUGGGACCUCUUGGAGUUCUGCGAUGGAUUCCGGAAGCUUCUGGAUCACCUUCAGCUGGAUAAGGUCCACCUGUUCGGUGCCUCUUUGGGAGGGUUCUUGGCUCAGAAGUUUGCAGAGUACACUCACAAGUCUCCCAGAGUGCACUCUUUAAUCCUGUGUAACUCGUUCAGUGACACGUCCAUUUUUCACCAGACAUGGACUGCAAACAGUUUCUGGCUGAUGCCUGCAUUCUUACUGAAGAAGAUCGUCCUGGGAAACUUUGCUAAAGGACCUGUGGACCCUAAGAUGGCAGAUGCAAUUGACUUUAUGGUAGACAGGCUGGAGACUCUAAGCCAAAGCGAGCUCGCUUCGAGGCUAACACUUAACUGUCAGAACUCCUACGUUGAGCCUCACAAAAUAAAAGAUGUUGCUGUGACCAUCAUAGAUGUGUUUGAUCAGAGUGCCCUCUCGCUUGAGGCCAAGGAAGAGAUGUAUAAACUGUUUCCCAAUGCUAGAAGAGCACAUCUGAAAACAGGAGGAAACUUCCCAUAUCUGUGCAGGAGCGCUGAGGUCAACCUCUACAUACAGAUUCACCUGCGUCAGUUUCAUGGAACCAGGUACGCUGCCAUAGAUCCUGCCAUGGUGAGCGCAGAGGAGCUGGAAGUGCAGCGGAGCCACCUGAGUUAUAACCAGGAAGCUGAAGACAGCCAAUGAGCCGACGUUUACCUGCAGUCUGGCUCUGAACUCUUUGACCCCUGAGCCCAUUUCACACGAGGAUCCAGGGAUUUUUCCGCUGGAGCCUAACAGUCAAUCGGCAACUCAACUGAGAAUGUUUUUAUUUGUCAGAUGAAGCAAUAUUUUCAUAAUGAUGUGUGGUACAUAACUGCUGCUUUGCUUUAAAACAUACAACACUUUGCCUUAUGUGGAAUAAUUAUUGCACUCAUUAACUGCCUGAAUUGUGUUUUCGUGUCUGUUUAAAGGAUAAAUUGCUGUAAACUGUGCCAGCUGGUUAUACAAAGACACGCUGUACAUCUGAAGAUUUGUUUAAUUUACCAGUAUGAAUUUUGGGGGAGGGGGGGGAUUUUUGGAAUACACUUUUUGAUUUCAUA